Molecule: messenger RNA, 3150 nt
Organism: Lasiosphaeria miniovina
Lineage: Eukaryota; Fungi; Ascomycota; Sordariomycetes; Sordariales; Lasiosphaeriaceae
Product: guanine nucleotide exchange factor
Exons: 4
Coding region: 1-3150 (1049 amino acids)
Source: RefSeq, a predicted model, not a curated record
AUGAAUUCAGACAGGAGCCGAUCGCGCCGGGAGCGCACGUUCGUCGGGAGCGAGUGCGCCGUAUGCGAGGAGCCGCUCGAGCACACGCUCCGCGGCGAGAGGAUACUGCAGUUUUCGUGCACCCACGUGUCGCACGAAGCCUGCUUCUACGAGUUCAUCCGCGAAUUCGAGUCCCAGUACUGCCCAACAUGUAAUGCGCCACUUCACCUCGACACCAGCCGCGGCGGCAAUGUGCUUGAUAUCGAGAAAAUCAGUAACAUGGUCCGCGCUGUAUCGGUAAACGACUCACGUUCUCAGGGGACUCCGACUCCGACGCAGCCGUGGGACGACCAGACGGCGCGGCCGCCAAGCCGGGGAUCCAGCUCUAGGCCCGGUGCCAUGGGUUCAAACGGCCAUCGCGACGCAGCGCCCAGGAGCGGAGGAGGUUUGCGCGACAGCCGCGACAGCCGCGAUGCCCCAUCAUCCGACCACCGCUAUACAACACAAUCGUCGAGGCAUGCGCGGAGCGACAGCGAGGCAACCGGCGUGGCCUCGUCGGGAGGCUACCCCGAGACAACGCAGAGCGGGCCGCCGAGGCGACACGAUUACGACGUCCAGGCAAUGGAGACAUCACUAGCGAGUCCCCGCUCGGUGACGCGGAACCCCAUUCCGGCGCCAACGGUUACGGUGCGGUCGGAAUUCCCAACCAUUAACAGGUCCCGGCAGCAGCAGACGCUCACUUGCCUCAUCACGGUCGAGGUGACCGACAACAAGUGGCAGCCCGACCCCGAGGAUCUGCAGACGGCACCACCCCCGGCACCACCGAGAGCAGAAGAGUCUUUUGCACGGCCACCGUCACCCGCGCGGAGCGCGCCGCGCUUCUACCCUUACGAUUCGGCCGAGGUGCUGGCCGAGGCGACUGAAGUCUUACACAAACGAGUCGACAACUGGCACGGCUUGGACUUUAGCCGAUUUGGAAAGCUCCGGCUGUACGGCACGCUGCGCGUGGGAAAGGACAAGGUGUCGUGGCAGGAGCUGGAAUGCUUCCUGUUUGCCGAAAUGCUUAUCUGUGUCAAGGAGAAGAAGCACGCACAGGCGGCGCCCUCGACGCAGUGGGACGACGAUGCGCCGCGGAAAUCACGCUGCACGCUGAAGGGGUCCAUUCUCAUCAAGAAGCACCUCAACGAGGUGUCGGAGACAGGCAACAUAGACGAGAACAUCUUGACGCUGAGCCUAUCUGUAGCUGAGCUGCCUCAGUUCCACCUCCGCUUCGAGAACCGCAACCAACUCAAGCUGUGGCAACAGGCACUUCUGGACCUCAACGCCGUCGAGACUUCGCCGGUGCGCAGCCCAGACUAUGAUCGUGGCGAAUUCUCCGAGACGGACGAGGAUGACUGGCAAAGAACGCCGGCGUCGUCCCGGCCACAGCGUGUUUCCUCACUUGCCUCUUCGUGGGGCGGCGCAAAGUCGGCGACCACCGCGCCAACCGAGUACACAAACUUUGCACGAAGCCCACUGCUUCCGUCGGUCCAUGUGCCCGUCGACGUUGUUGUCGUGGUUCCCAUCUCUGCGUCCAUGCAGGGUGUGAAGAUCAACUUGGUCCGUGACGCCCUGCGAUUCAUGGUUGCGGCCCUCGGCGAACGCGACCGCAUGGGACUCGUAACCUUUGGGUCAUCUGGCGGGGGCGUCCCUAUUGUCGGCAUGACCACCAAGGCCUGGGGAGGCUGGAGCAAUGUGCUGAACUCGAUCAAGCCCGUGGGCCAAAAGAGCCACCGUGCCGACGUGGUCGAGGGCGCAAACGUGGCCAUGGACCUUCUCAUGGGCCGGAAGUACAACAACCCCAUUGCCACCAUCAUGCUCAUCAGCGACGCGUCGACAUCCGACGCCGAUAGCGUGGACUUUGUCGUGUCACGCGCCGAAGCUGCAAAAAUCGCUAUACACUCGUUCGGCCUCGGAAUGACGCACAAGCCCGACACCAUGAUUGAGCUGUCAACAAGGACGAAAGCGUCGUACACUUACGUAAAGGACUGGAUGAUGCUUCGCGAGUGUUUGGCUGGGUGUCUGGGAUCCAUGCAGACACUAUCGCAUCAAAACGUCAAGCUCAAGCUCAAGCUGCCUGAGGGAUCGCCAGCCAAAUUCCACAAAAUCAGCGGCGCGCUUCAGAUCACGAAGCGUGCAACGGGCCGUGAUGCCGAAGCGGCUCUCGGGGAUCUCCGCUUUGGCGACAAACGCGACAUUCUCGUGCAGCUGGUCAUCAUGCCCGACAACGCAUCUCAAGAGCAGCUGCCACAAGACCCCUGGGACAACAUUGUCUCGGGGCUAGAGGCUCUAGGAGGCUCCAUAGACCAGGAUGAGCAGAGGGCCAUCUCCGUCGAGGAGGUUCCGCUAAUCCAGGCCGAUCUUUCCUGGGGCGACAUCCUUCGAGACGGGACGUCGCAGCACGCGCGGACCAGCCUGCUGGCAAUCACGAUGCUGCCGGCAUCUUCAAACUCGAAGAAGCCUUGGGGCAACUCGCCUCCAAUUCCCCCGCACCCACACAUCGUGCAGCGACGCAUGGAGCUGCUAACGUCGGAUAUGCUGACGCGCGCCCUAACGCUGGUCAGCAGAGGCCAGCACGACCGCGCUCAUACACUAUUGAACGAGACACGUUCCAUCCUCAAGGGGCUCGGCAAGGGAGGCCUUCCUCCCGUACCUCCUUCCGCACCACCUGCCAAGUCCCAGCCCUCGACCCCCCGCACAGCAACCGACACCUCCCCAACCUUGACUGGCACACCCGACAGGAAGAACACGCCAUCGCCAACGUCGGCGAGCCAGCUGACGGGCAGCACCUUCCCGCCGCCCCUGAUACCCCGUAGCCGGUCUAAUGACGGACUGGGCCUCGGCGGCAUGGGAACGGCGGCUGGCAUUGACGCCAAUACGGUGGCGGCGCUUGAUGCGGAGCUUGAGUCCAGCCUCGAGUGGAUCAACCACCCGGCCGUCUUUGGGCGAGACAGCCGCAAGGCGGUGCUCCAAGCAAUCGGCGUCAUCAGCUCCCAGCGCGCCUUCACCUUCCGCACGCCCAUCGAGAGCCUAUGGGCCGGGCGUGUAAGCGGGGUGAAGCGGCUGACGGGGAAGAGCCGCGAAUGGCGUGAGGAAGGGGGCGGCGAGCACGGCAUCAUGGAGGAGGCGUAA